UAUUUUAACCAAAGAGUUAAUAGCAAUAAUAAUGAAAAUAUAAUAAAUGGAGAGGUAUUAAAAUCAUUCAAACAUACUGCAUUUAAUAGCAACAAUAACGGUAAUGUUUUAUUAUCCUCGACUUCACUUUUAAAUCAACAACAAAAAUAUUUACAACAAAAAUAUAAUGGCAGAAAUUAUGCCACCACAAGAGAAAAGGUAAUCGAAAACGGCAAUUCAUUACCAACUGACGAAAAUCUUCAAGAAGUAACCUAUAAAGAAUUAUUCGAAAUGAGCGAUUAUGAGACUAUUAUUAAAAGAUUCGAAUCAUUAGCAUAUGCUUCAAAUGAAGAAUGUAUUAGAUAUUAUUUCAAAGCAUUGGUUUAUAGUGGUAAAAUUAAUAAAGCAAAUAUUGGAUUACCACCACCAACUAAAAAAAUGAGAAAGGCUGCAGCAGAGGCAUUACAAUCAGAGGAAGCAUUAAGAGGAUUUUUCCUUCGUUUCAACCAUUUCCCGGAAGUUGCAGAAAAGAUUCAACAAAAACCAAUUGUCCCAAUUUUUAAUAUAAAUGCUAAUGGUAAAACCAAUCUAUCAUGGCUCGAUCGUAUUGUUCAAUUACUUUGGUUACCAGUUUUAUUAUUCCUUUUAUAUUCCCUUACAACCGAAACAACAAAAGAAACAGGUGUCAAGCGUCAUCAAUUUGCUAAAGAAUAUAACGCUGACUCGCAACCUCCAACUUCAUUUGAAGAUAUCAAAGGUAUCGAUGAAGUUAAAGAUGAGUUAGUAGAAAUUGUUGAUUACCUAUUAAACCCAGAAAAAUAUGCCGAAAUUGGUGCCAAGUUACCAAAAGGUGUUUUAUUAUCUGGUGAACCAGGUACCGGUAAAACAAUGUUAGCUCGUGCAAUUGCUGGCGAAGCCGGUGUUUCCUUCAUUUUCACAACUGGUUCAAGCUUUGAUGAAAAAUAUGUUGGUGUCGGUUCACGUCGUAUUAGAGAAUUAUUCACUGCUGCCCGUGAAAAACAACCAUGCAUUAUCUUUAUCGAUGAAAUUGAUGCAGUUGGCAAGUCAAGAAAUAACACCCAAUAUAAUGAUACUCUUCUUCAAUUAUUAGCUGAAAUGGAUGGUUUCGAAGGUAAUAGUCAAAUUAUGAUCAUUGGUGCCACCAAUGCUCCAGAUUCACUUGAUCCAGCUCUUUUACGUCCAGGUCGUUUUGACAGACAUAUCGCUGUACCAGUUCCAGAUAUCAAAGGUAGAGCCGAAAUUCUUAAACACUACCUCAACAAAAUCAAACAUCAUGUUGAUGUUAAAGCUGAUCAUAUCGCCAGAGCCACACCGGGUUUUACAGGUGCUGAUUUAAGCAAUCUUAUCAACACUGCCGCUAUUAAAGCUGUUCAAACUGGUAAAGAAAGUGUUACUCUUAGACAAAUCGAAGAAGCUCGUGAUGAUAUUUUAAUGGGUCGUGCUCGUAAUGGCGCAGUUAUGAGCGAAGAAGCUCGUCGUAAUACAGCUUAUCAUGAAGCAGGUCAUGCUCUUGUUGCAGCUAUGACCGAUGCUGCUGACCCAAUUCACAAGGCUACUAUCAUUCAAAGAGGUUCUGCAUUAGGUAUGGUCUCUCAAUUACCAGAAAUGGAUCAUGUUCAAUUUACAAGAAAACAAAUGAUGGCCCGUCUUGCAAUUUGCUUAGCUGGCCGUGCUGCCGAAGAAAUUUUCUUUGGUGAUGAUGGUGUAACUAGUGGUGCCUCAUCAGAUUUCCAACAAGCAUCCUCUCUUGCUUAUUCUAUGAUUACCAAGUGGGGUAUGUCCGAUAAAUUAGGUUUCACUUAUCACAAAGAUAAGAGUAUGUCACAAGAGGUUCAAAAAAUAAUCGACGACGAAGUUAGAGAACUUUUAGACAAACAAUACAAAUACUCUAAAGAUCUCAUCAUAAAGAAUAGAGAUAAUAUGGAAAAUUUAGUCGGUGAAUUAUUAGAAAAAGAAACUUUAUCUGGUGAUGAAAUUUUAACAAUUUUAAACGUUAAACAAAAACCAAUUCUCCCACCAAUUCAAAAACCAAACCCACAAAACAAUACCAAUAAUAGCCACACCCCAUUUAUUUCUCCACCACAAUCCGGAAAUUCAUUAUUACCACCACUUGUACCAAAU
Molecule: messenger RNA, 2121 nt
Organism: Dictyostelium purpureum
Lineage: Eukaryota; Evosea; Eumycetozoa; Dictyosteliales; Dictyosteliaceae
Exons: 2
Biological process (GO): mitochondrion organization; protein quality control for misfolded or incompletely synthesized proteins
Cellular component (GO): mitochondrial inner membrane
Molecular function (GO): ATP-dependent peptidase activity; metalloendopeptidase activity; ATP hydrolysis activity
Source: RefSeq, a predicted model, not a curated record